AACAAACUGUGGCUCUGUGCUGCUGGAAGUGGAAGAAGUUGAGUCUCCUCAGUCACCCGCCGGCGCCGCCUCCUCUCCGCUCCGCUGCGGUGGACAGAGGGACAGACUCACAGCGGAACUUCUGCAGGGGACAACGGGAAGGGAUAUAGAAGGAGUCUAAACCUGACACUGCUGCUAAGCCCCUUCAGAGAUCCCUCUCUUCUGCUCUGAGGACUCUUCAAGGAUCCCUCCACACCUGCUGAUCUACAAGCUGCAGCCGAGCCAUGUCUAUAUGAUCCUGAGGUCUACAGCAGCCAUGGCCCAACAGAGCGCUGAGCCGUCCCACUGCUAGGCGUUGGGGCAUCCGAGAGGGCAGAAGACAUGUUGGGACAGAGGCCCGGGGACCACUGCACUGAAAUCUGUUACUAUAGCAACUACUGUAGUAACCAUGGAAACGCUAUGGAGGACGGGUCUGGUUUGCACUGUCAUAAUCGUAAUGGUUGCCACAGAGGUCGAAGGAGGUCACAGAGAUGAGUUCGCCCAGUCACAAGCUGCCUUCCUGUCCAGUCUCGGCCAGUAUGAGAUUGCCAUCCCAAUACGUGUAGAACCCAAUGGCGAGACUAUGGAUGCAGAAACGCCACAACAUCACAGAAGAAGACGCAGCACUGAGGACAGAGUGCCUGACUCUCUCUUCUACCAGCUGUCCACGUCACGUAACAACUUCCUGCUGAACCUGACGCUGCAGGGAGGCCUGCUGUCCCGGCAGUUCAGGGUGGAGUAUUGGAAGAAAGGUCGUUUAGCCUGGAGUCAUCCCUACUCUCCCCAUUGCCAUUAUGUAGGACACCUCCAAGACCAGCCGCACUCCAGCAAAGUCGCCCUGAGCAACUGUAACGGCCUGCAGGGGGUGAUUGUUGCAGGGGGAGAGGAGUACCUGAUUGAACCCCUUGUCUCACCAGAUAACCAGACCGGGACGGAGCGGGGGGAGAGAACAGAGGGGCGCCCCCAUGUGGUUUACAAGCGGUCAUCGCUCCGCCAUCAAUACAAGGGCAAAUCCUGUGGAGUCGUUGAUGAGAAGCCGAUGAAAGGCGCGUCAUGGUGGCAGCGAACUCUAAAGACGCCUCCCCAUCAUGUCGGUCGUGGCCAGCUGCCUCUAAAGCGCUCAGUUAGCCGCGAGCGCUACGUGGAGACGCUAGUGGUAGCUGACAAGAUGAUGGUGGGUUACCAUGGACGCAGAGACAUCGAGCAGUACAUCCUGGCUGUCAUGAAUAUUGUUGCCAAACUGUUCCAGGAUUCUAGCCUGGGGAAUGCAGUGAACAUUGUGGUGACGCGGCUCAUCCUGCUGAUGGAAGAUCAGCCAACCCUAGAGAUCAACCACCAUGCAGGGAAGUCUUUAGACAGCUUCUGUAAGUGGCAGAAAAACAUCCAGCACCGGAGCAGCUACGGUAACGCCAUCCCAGACAACGGGAUCGCUCACCAUGACACUGCUGUGCUUAUCACCAGAUAUGACAUCUGCAUCCAAAAGAACAAGCCCUGUGAAACCCUAGGUCUGGCUCCGGUAGGAGGGAUGUGUGAGCCGGAGAGGAGCUGCAGCAUCAAUGAGGACAUCGGACUGGGAACAGCCUUCACUAUCGCCCACGAGAUAGGACAUACGUUUGGGAUGAACCAUGACGGGAUGGGGAAUGCCUGCGGGCCCCGCAGCCAGGAGACCGCCAAGCUGAUGGCCGACCACAUCACCAUGAAGACAAACCCAUUCAUCUGGUCUGCCUGUAGCCGGGACUACAUCACCAGCUUCCUGGACUCAGGUAUGGGCUCUUGUCUGAACAACGUCCCCCCGAAGCAGGAGUUUGUGUACCCCACCACAGCACCGGGUCAGGCCUACGACGCAGACGAACAGUGCCGCUUCCAGUACGGAGUCAGAUCUCGACAAUGUAAAUAUGCGGAAGUCUGCAGUGAACUUUGGUGCAUGAGCAAGAGCAACCGUUGCAUCACCAGCAGCAUCCCCGCUGCAGAGGGAACCAUCUGUCAGACCAACACCAUCGAGAAAGGGUGGUGCUACAAAAGGGUGUGUGUGCUGUACGGGACUCGUCCGGAGGGCGUGGAUGGGGGCUGGGGUCUGUGGUCACCCUGGGAGGAGUGCAGUAGGACGUGUGGAGGAGGGGUCUCCUCGUCCAUCAGACACUGUGACAGCCCCAGGCCAACUAUUGGUGGAAAGUAUUGUCUGGGGGAGAGAAAGCGCUUCAGGUCCUGCAAUAUUGAUGAAUGCCCUGCAGGCUCUCGGGAUUUCCGGGUUAUUCAGUGCGCAGAUUUUGACAGUGUUCCUUUCCGGGGAAAGUUUUACACCUGGAAGCCAUACAGAGGGGGUGGGGUGAAGCCCUGUUCUCUCAACUGUCUGGCAGAAGGAUACAACUUCUACACGGAGCGUGCUCCAGCCGUGGUGGACGGCACGCCUUGCAGAGACGACUCUUUGGAUGUGUGUGUAAAUGGAGAGUGUAAGCACGUAGGCUGUGAUCGAGUCCUCGGCUCGGACGUGCGCGAGGAUCGCUGCCGGAUCUGCGGAGGGGACGGCAGCAGCUGUGACUCUGUGGAGGGACUCUUCAACGACUCGCUGCCCGAAGGAGGUUAUGAAGAAGUGGUCAGAAUUCCUAAAGGCUCAGUGUUCAUCCACAUACAAGAGCUCAACAUCUCCCUCAACUACCUUGUGCUAAAGAGUAAAGGGGACCAGUACUUCAUCAAUGGGAAGCUGACCAUUGACACGCCGCGUAGGUUUGAUGUCGGCGGGACCAUCUUCCACUACAGGCGGCCCACUGACGGACCAGAGACUCUUGAAGCUCUGGGGCCAACAAACAUGACCCUGAUUGUCAUGGUGCUGGUGCGUGAGGAGAACCCGGGGGUCCACUAUCGCUUCAACCCCCCGAUGAACAGGGAACCUCGGACGGGCUUUGCCUGGCACUACACCUCCUGGUCCCGCUGCUCAGCCCUCUGCGCUGGAGGUGUGCAGACACAGCAGGUGGUGUGUAGGAAGCAGGCAGAUCAUUCAGUCGUCUACAAUCACUUCUGUGACAAGAAGAUCAAACCUAAAGAGAGGAAAAGAUCCUGCAACACUGAGCCAUGCUCCCCAUCCUGGUGGACAGGAGAUUGGACGGAGUGCAGUCGCAGCUGUAACAGCGGCCUGCGUACCCGGGAGGUGUUCUGUCAAAGGCGGCUCUCUGUGACGGAGGAGAAGGUCCUGGACGACUCCGCCUGUGCGACGCCGCGGCCCCCUCUCACUGAGCCCUGCAGCAACCACAGCUGCCCCCCAGAGUGGCUGGCCCUGGACUGGUCAGAGUGUACGCCCAGCUGUGGUCCUGGCUACAGGCACCGUGUGGUCUUGUGUAAGAGCGGGGAGAGCGGAGACAACCUGCCAGAGUCCAAGUGCCCCAAACAUGGCCGACCGACCUCCAGGGUGCGCUGUAACCUGCAGCGCUGCCCCCCCCCUCACUGGGUGACCGGUCCCUGGGGAGAGUGCUCUGCCAGGUGUGGGCUGGGUCAGGAGAAGCGCAUGGUGCAGUGUCUGACUCCCACUGGCCAGCCGUCCAAUGAGUGUCUGGAACAUCAGCGGCCCGCAGCCAUGCAGCAGUGCAAGAGCAAAUGUGACCUCAAUCUGGCCAUCAGCACAGACAACCCUGAAGAGUGUAAAGAUGUGAACACUGUGGCCUACUGCCCCCUGGUGCUCAGGUUCAAGUUCUGCAGCCGGCCAUAUUUCAGACAAAUGUGCUGCAAGACGUGCCAGGGACACUGACCUGGACACAGCCUCCAUUCUCUGGGCCCUGUACUCUCACAGUAAGCCUGACCCCCUCCCACUGAGCCUUUAACAGCAGCCCUCACAACUGGGACGCUGUCGAGCGAACAUCUAGUCCCGUUACUGUUAAAGAGGGACCUUUUCUUUCAGCCAGAAUCCAGCACAAACCUCUCCGAGCCGAGCUGGGCCGAAACAGCCCUGACUGAGUUUUACAUUCCACUGGAGGGAGGGGGGGGGCUGCUGAACCCCGCAGACAGACAGAGAGAGAGAGAGAGAGAGAGAGAGAGUGAGUAACUUCCCUCCAUCGUCUGCCUUUCUAUGAUCCCUCUGUUGUAAUAUUUUGGUGCUACUAUAUUUUUCUUUGGCCGCAGGCCUGGUCACCGUACUCUCUUAAAACCUGUAUCUUAACAGGUGAUUUUUGUUUUGUUACGAGUUAAAAAAAAUCCACUUUGUAAAGAACAUGAUUUUUCCUGAUAUCUUCCCUCAUGAAAAAGAAUAUCUCGUGCUAUAAAAUGAAAGAUCUGUUUCUAUGUUAUCAUUACAUAACAGUUGUUACCUGACCACAUUGUUUAAAUGCCAU
Molecule: messenger RNA, 4337 nt
Organism: Trematomus bernacchii (emerald rockcod)
Lineage: Eukaryota; Metazoa; Chordata; Actinopteri; Perciformes; Nototheniidae
Gene: adamts10
Product: ADAM metallopeptidase with thrombospondin type 1 motif, 10
Exons: 26
Coding region: 428-3757 (1109 amino acids)
Biological process (GO): proteolysis; extracellular matrix organization
Cellular component (GO): extracellular matrix
Molecular function (GO): metalloendopeptidase activity
Source: RefSeq, a predicted model, not a curated record